Molecule: messenger RNA, 5502 nt
Organism: Auxenochlorella protothecoides
Lineage: Eukaryota; Viridiplantae; Chlorophyta; Trebouxiophyceae; Chlorellales; Chlorellaceae
Product: DNA (cytosine-5)-methyltransferase 1B
Exons: 23
Coding region: 1-5502 (1833 amino acids)
Cellular component (GO): nucleus
Molecular function (GO): methyltransferase activity; chromatin binding
Source: RefSeq, a predicted model, not a curated record
AUGGUCGCCGGUAUCACCGAGCCCCUCGGAAAGGAGGGAGCCAGCAAGCGGGCUGGCGACCUCGCCGCGAAAGACACUGCCAAGAAGGCUCGGGGUGACGCAUCGGAAGCGAUUGUGAAGCCCGAAGUCACCAACCUGAAACUGAAGGAUGAAGCCUCCGCCCUGCCCAGCGCCCGCGAGCAGCGCCUGGCGGUGAAGGAGUAUACCAAGGCCGCCUCAGAGGCUGAGGCCCUGGAGCUCACGCGUGGCGAUGUCAAGGAGGAGGGCGAGGGCCUGCCCCGUCGCCGCAUCGGGGACUUCACGCUGGCCACCCCCAAGGGCAUCCACGAGCCGGUGCUCAGCAUUGAGGCGGGGAUGGGCGUGGAGCUGAUCCUGUCCGGGGUGGUCUUCCCCGCCGCCGGCCCCACCACCAAGGCCUCCGGCGCCUCCGUGGCGGCGUGCGGUCCCGUGACUGGCUUCCGACUGGAAGUGGAUGCGGGGCCUGAGGCACAGGUGGUGCUUUCCACCCCGCUGGCAGAGUACAUCCUGCUCAAGCCGGCGCCGGGGUACAAGAAGACGUUUGGGAACCUGUUUGUGCAGGCAGCCCUCGUCCGGGAGGUGUGCCUGGCGCUGUCUCCAGCCAAGGGGGGUGACCUUGAGGCCAGCCUGGACGAAGUGAUCCUCCGCCUGGCCCGCUCCAAGCUGGACCAUGGCUACGCGAGCGCCCGGGAGGCCCUGCUCAUCAAUGCCAAGCUGGUCAUCGCCCAGCUGUCCAAGCUGGAUGACGUGAGCGGGCCAAAGGGCCUCAAGUACCUCCUGACCGAGUGCGGGAAGGCGCUGGUGAAGGAGGCCGCCAGCUACAAGUAUGUGGGAGUGCAGCGCCCUGGUGCCACCGGCAUCCACAUCAGGGACGACACCCGGCCCGAGGCGGCUCCGGCAGACGAGGACGCCCAGACCCUGGCCGACGCCGACUUUGCGCGCCAGCUGCAGGCCCAGAUGGACGCCACCGCCGCGCGCGCGGCGCGGGGCGGCGCCAAGUCGCGCGGCCCCGCCUAUGUCCAGGUGUCGGCGGAGGAGAUUGCGAAUGACUACCCCGCGCCCCUGGCCUACGCCAAGGAGGAGGAGGAGGUGGACGAGCUGCUGCUGGCGGACGAGGAGGAGCUGGGGGGCGGGGCGGACCCGGAGACCCUCCCGCGUCGCCUGCUCACGGACUUCAGCGUGUACAAUGCCGAGGGGUGGCUGGCCUCCCUGGAGCUGCUCCCCAUGUGGGCCGGCGUGGACCCGAGCGUGGAGCUGUACGCCUCGGGUGUGGUGCUCGAGGACGACGGCGACUUCUCCGGGGGCCAGGCCCUGCAGGAGGAAAGCGCAGCGCCGGUCGAUGAGGGCGCUGGCGGGUCGUCCUCCGCCGCGCCGCCGGCCGAGGAUGCCGCUGGCGGGUCGUCCUCCGCCACGCCGCCGGCUGAGGAUGCCGCUGGCGUGCGCAUGUGCCUGUCUCAGGUCAAGGACUGGGUUGUGGAGAUGGGGCCCGACAUGCUCCUCAUCUCCCUGCGCACCGACGUCGCCUGGUACCGCCUGUCGGUCCCCGCGGCCAAGUACGCGCCCUGGUUCCGUCCGGUGCUGCAGACCGCGCGCCUGGCGGCGCGCGUGCUGACCUGGCUGAGCGAGGAGAGCCGCGCCUCCAAGCUCUCCUUCAACGACGUGGUCAAGCGCCUGGUGGCCUCGCCGGACACCGCGCUGGCGCUGUUCAAGAAGCCCGAGGCUGUGGAGCGCUACCUGUUGGUGCACGGCGCCAUCCUGCUCAACCAGUUUGCGGCCUGGCCCGUGGCGGCGGUGCGCAAGAGCGCCUUUGCCACCACGCUGCGCGCGCACAUGCAGGACGUGCGCCACAGCAAGCUAUACCGUGCGGCGGCCAAGCCGGCGCGGUCGGGCGCGGCCGUCAACCGCAACCCCAUGAAGGACCGCGCGGCGGGGGGCCGGUCCAAGCCCAUGACCGCCACGGCCACCACCAUGGUGAGGGCGGUGUGGCAGAGCUACUUCACCGUGGCCGGCGCGGGCGCGCUGGCCCUGCGCACGGAGGGCGGGUGCACCUUCUACCCCGGCGCGCGCGUGGGCGACCUGGAGCUGCGCCUGGGUGACGCCGUGGCGCUGGGCCCGCCCGUCGACGAGGACGAGGCGGUGUCCGGGGACGAAGGGCAGGACGCCGCGCCCCGCCUGCCCCAGCUGGGCCUGGUGCAGGCGCUGUGGCAGCGCAAAGGAGGGAAGGGCGGCGACGCGGAGGUGCAGGUCCGCCUGCUCGUGCGCGGACACGAGACGGUGCUGGGCGACGCCGCUUCCACCGCCGAGCUCUUCCUCGCCACGGGUCACGAGACCAGGCCGCUGGCCAGCGUGGCGGCGCUGGUGUCGGCCAGCCGGCUCGAGCGCGCCUGGGACCAGAAGCGCCGCGGCGAAUACUUCCGCGCCGACGAGGAGCUGCGCCAGGCCAACGCCGCCGCGGCGGCGGAGGGCGCGCCCCUCACCCACUUCUGGAGGCGGCAGUACGUGCCGGAGGAGGGCAUAUUCCGCGACGCCCCCGCCGACCUCCAGCUCGGCAGCCGCCUGCCCGACCCUCAGAUCCCCGAGACCGGGGUGCAGGUGCAGGGCAAGGGCUUCCGCAAGGAUGGCGUGCGCUACCUCCCCGGCGACUUCCUCUUCCUGGGGCCGGAGGUGUUUGACGCCGUGGAGGGCGCGCGCAGCAUCGUGCAGCUGCCGGAGUACCUCUCCAACUCCCGCUUCCACAAGGGUUCCCACGUGGGCCUGCGUGCCUGGGGCAUCGCCCAGCUGAUCGGCGUGGAGAGCAGCGGCAAGGGCAAGGGCGCCGCCUGCACCCUCACCGUCCGCCGCUUCUACCGCCCCGAGGACAUCCAUGAGGACAAGGCUUACGAGGCACCCUCCUUCCACGCGGUGUAUGCUUCCUCCGAGGAGGUGGAGGUGGAGGUGGUCGACGUCCAGGGGCCGUGCACCGUGGGCCCCCCGGGCAGCGAGCUGUCCGUGUCGUCCUUUGAGUGCAUCGGCACCUACAACCGCGCCACCGGGGAGUUUGGGCCGGUGCCGGAGGACCUGAAGCAGGCCAAGGGUGGGUACGGCUCUGCUUCCGAUGCCUCCAACGCGGCCCCCGCCUCCGCCAAGGCCGCGGACAAGGGCAAGGCGGCGGUGGACGCCUUCCCCGGCGACGACGGCGUGUCGCUGGCCAGCAUGGACAUCUUCGCCGGCUGCGGCGGGCUGUCAGAGGGCAUGCACCAGGCUGGGGCCGCCCACGCGCGCUGGGCCAUCGAGUACGAGCGCCCGGCGGCGGAGGCCUUCCGCCUGAACAACCCGCGCGCCGCGACCUUCUGCGCCAACUGCAAUGUGCUCCUGCACGCCGCCAUGGUCAAGGGCGGCGGCGCCGACGACUGCCAGGCCAGCCCCGAGGCGGUGGCCGAGAGCGAAGCCCUGCCCGCCGACCAGGUGGCGGCGCUGCCGUUGCCGGGCGAGGUGGACUUCAUCUGCGGCGGCCCGCCCUGCCAGGGCUACUCCGGCAUGAAUCGCUUCAACAAGGGCAACUGGUCCAUGGUCCAGAACUCCAUGGUCAUGAGCUUCCUGUCCUACGCCGACUACUACCGCCCCCGCUACUUCCUGCUGGAGAACGUGAGGAACUUUGUCAGCCACAACAAGUCCUUCACCUUCCGCCUCACCCUGCGCUGCCUGCUGGACAUGGGGUACCAGGUUCGCUUUGGCGUGCUCAACGCCGGCAACUUUGGCGUGGCCCAGUCCCGCAAGAGGACUUUCAUCUGGGCUGCGGCGCCCGGAGAGGGCCUGCCCGACUGGCCCCGCCUGAUGCACGCAUUCCGCACCCCCCAGCUCACCAUCAACCUGCCCAAUGGCGUGCAGUAUACCGCCGUACCACAGACGGUGGGCGCCCCCCUGCGCCCUGUCACGGUGCGCGAUGCCAUCAGCGACCUUCCUGUCAUUGCCAACGGGCACGACGUGGAGGAGAUGGAGUACCAGGGGGAGCCGGUUUCGGCCUUCCAGCGGGCUGUUCGUGGCGGCUGCCCGGCGCUUUACGACCACAUCUCCAAGAACAUGAACGAGCUCAAUCUAGAGCGCUGCCGCUGCAUCCCCAAGGGCGUCCCGGGUGCUGACUGGCGUGUCUUGGAGGAGAUCGUGAAGAGCGACCCCUCGCGCGAGAAGUUCAAUGGCCAACCCCUGGUGCCCUGGUGCCUGCCCAACACCGCCGACCGCCACAACGGCUGGCGUGGGCUGUUUGGGCGCCUGGACCCACGCGGCCACUUCCCCACCUCCACCACUGACCCCCAGCCCAUGGGCAAGGUGGGCCAGGUGUUCCACCCUACCCAGGAUCGCAUCGUCAGCGUGAGGGAGUGCGCGCGCGCCCAGGGCUUUCCGGACAAGCAUCGCUUCUACGGCAACGUGCAUAACAAGCAUCGUCAGGUCGGAAACGCGGUGCCACCGCCACUGGCAGCGGCGCUGGGUCGUCAGCUGCGCAAGGUGAGGAUUCGUGGCAUCCAACAUGCGGAAAUCCAGGCACCCGAGGCUGUGCCCGUGUCCAAGCCCGGAGUAAUGAGGGCCGCGGCUACGGCGGCUCGGCCCCUGCCUCCCCCCCCGUCGGUGGCCUUGGAAUCUUACUUGGGCCGGGAGAAGCUCGCUCGCGAUGCGGUGCUGGCCGAUGCCACCAUCUGCCGUCCCUCCAAGGACGCCGAGUCCCUGCACGAAUCCUCCAGCUGCUGCGGCCCCCCGGCCCCGUCGGGGGCCAACUUCGGGGAGGAGUGCGACAUGGGCCCCGCGGCAGGGGCCUGGACCUCCUCCGACACCGCCUCCCUCUCCGGGCCCUACACCCCGGACGGCCGCCCGGCCCAGGCCAAGCCCUCCAUCGCCUCCAGCCCCGAGUUCACCGCCAGCUCCAGCUCUGUGGAUGAGGGCGCGCCGGGGGCCUCGGCCCAUGCGCGCAGCCUCUCCAUCCCCACGCCCCCGGACUCCCCGGCCUGGGGCGAGCAGCGCGAGUUCAGCCUGGGCCGCAAGCUCACCGUCCUGCGCAGCCACCCGGCGGUGGUGGUGUUGGCGGACGACCCCGACUCCCCCCAGUCGGCCGACGGCGAGGGCGGCGGCAUCGUGCAGCGGCGGCUGUCCCAGGUGGUGGCUGGCCACCACGUCCACUUCACCAAGAUCAAGCGGCAGAUGGGCAACGUGCAUGCGCCUCCCGAGGACCUGCUCACUCUGAUGGCACGGAAGGUCUUCACACGGCAGAACUGCUCCUUCAACCAGAUGACGAGCAUGGGUGAGUUGUCUGACCUGGCGGCGGAGACCUCCAUGCCCACGCCCAGCAGCCGGUGUGUGGGGGCGCCCCCCACCAACGCAGCCUUGGCAGCAGCAGCCCAGCAGCUGGCGUCACAUGCCACCGUGCACACCGCGUCGCUGUCCUGCAUGCACCCAUCGCUCCCACCCAUCCGGACGCGGCUGGCGGAGCGACGACACACGAGCCCCCUGGCGUGA